Molecule: messenger RNA, 1536 nt
Organism: Hymenoscyphus albidus
Lineage: Eukaryota; Fungi; Ascomycota; Leotiomycetes; Helotiales; Helotiaceae
Source: the annotation of a GenBank genome assembly
AUGAAAGCCCUCGUCAUCCAAGAGCUCGGGAAGGCUGCAGUUAUCGAUAUCGACGAGCCGAUGACUAGACCAGGCUACUGCAAAUUCAAGACCGUUGCUGUUGCUUUGAAUCCAAGUAAGAUUACUUCCAACCCUCGAAGUCUAGAGAGGAACUUGCUAAUUGUUCUUUGUACUGUACUCGUAGCUGAUUGGAGACAUAUUGAUAUCCUGUACGUUACGCACCAGUUAUGUUCGUACAAAUGCACGUUGUUGAGUUAUAGCCAGUGAGAUGAGUGCAUCGUAUCAAGACGCGGUUCUCCUGUUGGGUAUCUUGGUUGCCUUCUCUCCUUUUGUUUGAACAAAUACUUAUACUAUAGCUAACAACAAUCCCUGCAUUAAUAGUGGCCAGAAAGGUUCCCUUGUAGGUACGUUGAUUGAAAAGCCAUAAGAUCAUUCGGUAUGGAUUCAUACUAACAUCUGGUUCGUAGGUUGCGAUUACGCUGGCAUUGUUACAGAGAUCGGUCCAGGCUGCGAAAGCGACAUACAAGUCGGUGACAAAAUAUGGGGCACAUGCCAUGGUGCCAAUAACGUAUGUAAGACCGCUACGUACCUUUAAUAACUAUACUGAUGUUCCUUCUACAGAGCAACCCGCAAGACGGAGCUUUCGCAGAGUUGAUCUCUCAACGAGACGAUAUUUGCGGCAAAAUUCCCAAGAAUAUGAGCUUUGAGCAGGCGUCAACUUUUGGGGUGGGAGUUAUAAGCAUCGGACAAGUACUUUACCAGUCUUUUGGAUUCCCUUUGCUUCCUGAGCAGGUAUUCAACCCAGUUACAUUACUCGUAUCUGGCGGCAGCACAGCAACUGGGAUGCUUGCGAUUCAAUUUGCGAAACUGUAAGGUAUCUAUCUGCCUUAAAUUCUUUUGAUUGAGCUAAAUGAUGAAGCUCUGGUAUCACCGUCCUCGCCACGGCAAGCCCACGCAACUUUGACUUCGUCAAGUCCCUCGGUGCUGAUCAAGUAUUUGAUUAUAACACGGAAUCAUGCGGGGAAGAAAUUCGGGCUUACACCAAUAACAAACUCCAGUACGUAUUCGAUGCGGUAUCCAACGAAUCCACCUUCAAUCUUUGUGCCGCAGCACUUUCCAGCAAUUCCGCGCCAGCAUUACACUUCACGGGACUUCUACCCACCGACACAUUUCCUCGCAAAGAUGUCAUUGUCCAGAACACGUUGGCGUACACCGCGGGUGGUGAGAGAUUUUUCAAGUUUGGCAUAACCAUUCCUGCCAUUCCUGCAGAUUACGAAUUCGCAAAGGUCUUUCUGCGACUUAGUACCGAACUUAUUGAUAGUGGGAAAAUCAAACCUCCGAUUGAAGUAGGUACUGGUGGUCUUUAUGGGGUCAUCGAUGGGUAAGUAGCUCGUAUGUAUAUGUUAUCCAAUUUGCUUACCGAAAAAUAGACUCCAACUUCUGCGAGAAGAAAAAGUGAGUGCUAAGAAACUGGUGUAUUUAGUUGCAGAUACUGAUAAUAGCACUUGAAAUUUGGGAUGCUAUGCUAGGCUUACG